Messenger RNA from Contarinia nasturtii (swede midge), 1740 nucleotides. It is a transcript of the gene MetRS-m, whose product is annotated as methionine--tRNA ligase, mitochondrial. The coding region runs from base 83 to 1666 and encodes 527 amino acids. The transcript is spliced from 7 exons. Gene Ontology annotation, biological process: methionyl-tRNA aminoacylation. The record is from RefSeq and is a predicted model, not a curated record. Lineage: Eukaryota; Metazoa; Arthropoda; Insecta; Diptera; Cecidomyiidae. Gene Ontology annotation, molecular function: methionine-tRNA ligase activity; ATP binding.
ACCAAGUCAUAACCCAACAUUCGGCUGUUUUUGACUUUGGUUUCUCUCAACUACAUUUAAAAUAGAUUUUUUUUUUAAAAAAAUGAGCAUAGCUCAAUCGAUUAAACGAUCAAAAUUGUUUUACGUAACUACGCCAAUUUUUUACGUGAAUGCAGCUCCACACAUUGGACACUUGUAUUCGGCGUCAUUAGCCGAUUGUGUUUAUCGUUAUGAAAAACUUCGAAAUCGAUCGGAUCGACUUUUAUUCAGUACCGGCACAGAUGAGCAUGGUUCCAAAAUCCAGCAGGCUGCCGCUGCACACAAUCAAGAACCAAAACAAUAUUGUGACAAAAUAUCCGAGAGUUAUAAAACUCUUUUUGAAAAUUCCAGCAUAAAUUAUACACAUUUUAAUCGAACUACCGAUAAAGACCACCAUUUUCCGGCCGUUCAACACUUUUGGAACGAGCUCACCGCAAAAGAUCAUAUUUACAAAGCAAAUUAUGCCGGUUGGUAUUGUGUAUCGGAUGAAUCAUUUUUAACGGAGAGUCAAUUGAAGGAAAAUGAAAAGAAGGAAAAAGUAUCGGCGGAAUCGGGUCAUCCAGUUAAAUGGAUCGAAGAAAGUAACUAUAUGUUUAAAUUAUCAAAGUUCCAUGAAGAUAUCGAAUAUUGGAUAAAAAGAAGCAAUCCAAUUCGACCAAAGAAAUUCGAAAAAGUGCUAAUGGAAUAUUUGAAAGAGCCGCUUAAAGAUAUUUCAAUAUCAAGGCCAAGUGAUCGCGUUUCAUGGGCAAUUCCAGUGCCCGGUGAUGACACACAAACCGUUUAUGUAUGGCUCGAUGCGUUAGUAAAUUACUUGACAAGCGCAGGCUAUCCAGAUCCAAAGUUUGCAGCAAAUUGGCCACCACAAUUGCAAGUAAUUGGAAAAGACAUUCUUAAGUUUCAUGGAAUCUACUGGCCGGCAUUUUUAAUUGCUGCAGGUUUAGAGCCACCCGCUCGGCUUUUGGUUCAUUCACACUGGACAGUCGACGAUCAAAAGAUGUCAAAGAGUAAGAAUAAUGUAGUCGAUCCAAAUAAGGUGACUGCAAAAUAUACUCACGAUGGAUUGCGAUAUUUUCUACUGCGUGAAGGUGUGCCGCACAGUGAUGGCAAUUACAGCGCUACAAAAGUAACACGAAUCAUAAAUGCUGAAUUGGUGAAUACAUUGGGAAAUCUGCUGUCGCGCGUGUGUGCCAAGAACUUAAACAAACGACAAGUUGUACCACAGUGUAUUCGAAAAGAAUUGCAUAAAUUUGAUUCAUCGCAUAAAUUGGUGAAAAAGUUAAAACAAUUGCCGUCAAUUUAUGAAGAGCAUUUUGAAUCGUUUAAUUUUUAUUUGGCCGUCGAUGAAAUAAUUGGAAUACUCCAUAUGACAAAUGCCUUAUUGCAAGAAGUAGAAAUUUGGAAAAUGGUCAAAGAUCCUACACAGGAAAAGAAAUUUGAUGCCAUUUUGGGUCUUGUAUUCGAAACAUUGAGGAUUACUGGCAUUUUGUUACAACCAAUUGUACCACAUAAAUCCAAAGAACUUUUAGACAGAAUUAAUGUUAGUGCCGACAAAAGAUCCUGGGAUGACACAAAAUAUCUACUUGAUGGUGAGCACGAAGAACGACCACUUAGUAAAAUUUCUCACAAACUUAUCGAACGAAUUAAAUAAAACAAAUUUAAACUUUAGAAAGAGAGAGAUAUAUGUUUAAAAAUAAAUAAAUAGAGCACUUUUAAACGAAUUCA